UCGAAGAGCACCAAAGGGGAAGGUGACAGAAAUGGAGCAGCCCCCAAGUCUGGGCUUCUUCUUCCUUGCACUCUUGGCUGCCCAGGUGGGCUCUGGUGGCACUCUACGCAGCCGGAUCGUUGGCGGGCACGAAGCCCCACCACACUCUCGACCCUAUGCAGCAGCUCUGAAAGUGGGUGGAUAUUUUAACUGCGGGGGCUUCCUGGUGGCCCCUCAGUGGGUAAUGACCGCAGCUCACUGCAACGGAGACAUCCUUGUCAUUCUGGGAGCUCAUGACCUGAACGCUGUAGAAGAUACCCAGCAAGUGUUCAGGGUUGAAAGCACUCAUGAACAUCCAGACUACAAGAUACAUUAUGGAUUGCCUUACAAUGACAUCCUUCUCCUGAAGCUGGACCGUGAAGCCAAGCUCAACAAGUACGUCCAAGUCAUUCCUUUACCAAAGACCGAAAACGAUCUCCCCAAAGAGACAGAAUGUAUCGUGGCUGGCUGGGGACGCAUCGAUGACCGGCAGGGAGGCUCAUCAAAGCUUUUUGUGACCAACGUCACGCUCCCUGGCCGCAGGAAGUGCCUGCUGUACCUCCCAGAACUCACCGACGGGAUGGUUUGCGCAGGAAGCACCUCCAAGAUCUGCGACGUCAGCAAUGGGGAUUCUGGAAGCGCUCUGCUCUGCAACGGGGCUGCGCAUGGGGUUGUCUCCUUUGGCUUCCAAGUGCCACCAUCGGUUUACACCCGCGUCGCUGCCUACCUUCCUUGGAUCAGAAAGGUUAUGGGAAGAGUCCAGGAAAGGCAAAAACCCCCU
Gekko japonicus is the source of this 799-nucleotide messenger RNA. Its product is annotated as mast cell protease 1-like. The record is from RefSeq and is a predicted model, not a curated record. Gene Ontology annotation, biological process: proteolysis. The transcript has 5 exons. NCBI's taxonomy places the organism in Eukaryota, Metazoa, Chordata, Lepidosauria, Squamata, Gekkonidae. Gene Ontology annotation, molecular function: serine-type endopeptidase activity. The annotation marks the transcript as partial.